Elgaria multicarinata webbii is the source of this 5259-nucleotide messenger RNA. It is a transcript of the gene TAF3, whose product is annotated as TATA-box binding protein associated factor 3. Bases 107 to 2887 code for a protein of 926 amino acids. The transcript has 7 exons. Gene Ontology annotation, biological process: positive regulation of transcription by RNA polymerase II. NCBI's taxonomy places the organism in Eukaryota, Metazoa, Chordata, Lepidosauria, Squamata, Anguidae. Gene Ontology annotation, molecular function: transcription factor binding; p53 binding; protein heterodimerization activity. The record is from RefSeq and is a predicted model, not a curated record. Gene Ontology annotation, cellular component: transcription factor TFIID complex.
GCAGCGAGAGCAGCGGAGACUCCGGCGUGAGGAGGGGCGCUUUCUUCCGCUCGGGCCAUGGCCGGGCGCUGGGCCCCGCGAGGCGCCAGGCCGCAGUGAGGCGAGGAUGUGCGAGAGCUACUCGCGCUGGCUGCUGCGCGUGUCGGUGGCGCAGGUGUGCCAGGCGCUGGGCUGGGACUCGGUGCAGCUCUCCGCCUGCGACCUCCUCACCGACGUGCUCCAGCGCUACCUGCAGUCCUUGGGCCGCGGCUGCCGGCGCUACUGCGAGCUCUAUGGACGGACAGAUCCAAUUUUGGAGGACGUAGGUGAAGCCUUCAAACUUAUGGGGGUCAACCUGCAUGAACUGGAAGAUUACAUACUGAAUAUUGAGCCAGUCACUUUUGCACAUCAGAUUCCCUCAUUCCCUGUCAGCAAGAAUAAUGUCCUGCAGUUCCCACAGCCUGGAAGCAAAGAUGCAGAAGAGAGGAAAGAGUAUAUUCCUGAUUACAUGCCGCCGAUUGUCUCUUCUCAAGAAGAAGAAGAGGAGGAGCAGGUACCAACUGAUGGAGGAACAUCAGCAGAAGCCAUGCAGGUUCCUUUGGAGGAGGAGGGAGAGAUGGAAGAAGAUGAAGCUGUUAAUGAUGAAAAUUACUUAAGCAAGAGACCACUAGAGAGCCCAGAAUCUGAGGAAAUGCCUGCUAUAAAGCGGCCCAAAUUAGCUGGCAUAAAAGGAGACGCUCUGGAUGGGACAAUGGAGCCACGUGAGCCUCUUAGUUCAAUAAAUGCCCAAAAAGUGCCGCCAAUGCUCUCCCCAGUUUGUGUUCAAGUUAGUGCUGAUCUGAUUCCUCCCUCUCCAGAACCACCCAUACUGGCUCCCAUUGUGAAAUCACAGCUGCCAGUUUCCAAACCAUUAGAAUCGAGAGCAUUUGUACCUAAAGCAAAGGUGAAAACAAGCUCUCCGGGGCAGAAGACUAAAAUGCCAAAAGUUUCUCCAUCCCCAGCUGUGAUUGGAAGCCCCAUUCGCUCGCCAAAAACUGGACCCAAAGAAAAGAAAUCACCGGGUCGAGCCAAGAGUCCCAGAAGUCCUAAGAGUCCAAAGGUUCCAGUUCAUGUUCCUCAAGUAGUAAUUAAGCAGGAAAUACCAAGUAGAACCCCCUUAGCAGCAUUAAGUGAAAAGAUGGGAAAAGAGAAUAUCCAAAUAAAACAAGGCCCAACUCCAGUUGACUCUGCGAAGCCCAACAGUGAGAAUCCAACGAAGAAAGUGGCAGUGAUUGAUAAGACAAUCGAUGAUUCUAUUGAUGCUGUAAUUGCCCGUGCAUGUGCUGAACGGGAUCCUGACCCGUUUGAGUUUUCCUCAGGGUCAGAAUCGGAAGGGGAUGUUUUUACCAGCCCUAAAAGACUCUCUGUGUCAGAGACUACAAUACCUAAAGCUUCUGUUUCAGCCAACAGCAGCUUAAAUAAAGCAGGGAGCACCCCAGUUCCUCCCUCUGGCGGAACAUCAAGUUCAGACAUUUCAUGGACAAUGGAUGACUCGAUAGACGAGGUCAUUCGAAAAGCAAACAUGGGGACCCCUGCUAACUUACCUUCAAGCUUCCCUUAUUUCUCAUCCCCUUCUGCUUCUCCACCUACGCCAGAACCUCUGCUCAAAGUUUAUGAGGAGAAAACUAAGCUGGCUUCAUCAGUAGAUGUAAAAAAGAAACUGAAAAAAGAGCUGAAGACAAAAAUGAAAAAGAAAGAGAAGCAGAAGGACAAGGAGAAGAACAAAGAGAAGAACAAAGACAAGGAGAAAAACAAGGAGAAGGAUAAAGACAAGGAAGGCGGCAAAGAACCGAAAUUUCCAUGGAAGGAUCUGAUGAGAGAUGACAACUUGGAUGGUUACAAGUUCAAACUGAAAGACUUUGAUGAUGACCCCAAAGUGAAGAUAAAAGAUGGCAGUACCAAAAAGGAGCGCGAGAAACAUAAAGAUAAGAAGAAAGAGAAAGAAAAGGGCAAGAAAGAUAAAGAGAAGAAAGACAAAGAGAAAGUUAAAGAUAAAAAUAAAGAUAAGAUGAAAACUUCAUCGACACCCCUGGUUUUGCCUGCCAAAGACUUGUCCUUGCCGCUGUUCAGCACCCCUGUUGCCAUGAAGCUCCCAUCCCUGAUGCCCCCCCUCUCGUCCGUGCUGCCUGAAAAACUCUUUGAGGAGAAAGAGAAGCCCAAAGAAAAGAAAAAAGAGAAGAAGGAGAAGAAGAAGAAGAAAGAUAGGGAGAAGGAGAAAGAGAAGGAGAAGAAGGAGAAAGAAAAAGAGAAGAAGGAAAGGGAGAAGAAGGAGAAGGAAAAGGAGAAACACAAACAUGAAAAACAGAUCAAAGUGGAACCUGUUGUUCCUGCACCGUCUCCUGUGAUUCCCAGGCUGACACUGAAAGUGGGGGCAGGGCAGGACAAGAUUGUCAUCAGCAAAGUGGUAUCAACACCGGAGGCUAAACCAUCCGCUCUCCAAGUCCGACCUAAAACACCACCGCCUCCACCAUCCCCAGCACCAGCUCCUAUCCAUGUCACUCCUCCUCCUCCUCCAGUAGUUCCUCCUCUGCCUCCAGCCACCAUUUCCCCGGCUCUGGUUCCACCACCAUCUCCUGCAUUGUCGGCUAUGGGAGGCACCAAACCUCCAUUGAGAAGUGUGGUGACAGAGACUGUCAGUAAUUACGUGAUCCGAGAUGAAUGGGGGAACAAAAUCUGGAUCUGCCCUGGCUGUGAGAAGCCAGAUGAUGGUAGUCCGAUGAUCGGUUGCGACGACUGUGAUGACUGGUAUCACUGGCCCUGCGUCGGCAUCACGGCUGCUCCCCCAGAAGAAAUGCAGUGGUUUUGCUCCAGGUGCGCCAGCAAGAAGAAAGAUAAGAAACACAAGAAGUGGAAGCACAAAGCACACUGAACUCAUUGCGGGGAUUUGUCGGACUGUCGCUUCUGCACUCCUGCCCUGACUUCUUUUGUGGAGGGAUUCAGCCAGCCAGCCUUCGGCCGCCUCAUCCAUUGCCAUCAAGUUUUGAGGAUUGCGAUUCUUGAGAAAAUCAGGAACAAACGCACGUGCACACUGUCCGCCUGUGAGCUUUCCCCCCCCCUCCCUUUCAUCAAGCGGCAUGGGCCUGGAUCAAGAAGGGUCUGCCACGGACUCCCCCACUCUAGAGCAGUGAACUGCGAGAUCUGUAGCUAAAGGAGGUUGGCCGCUGUCUUAGUCGACAUCGGCAGGGACACUUGUAAAUAUUGCCGCCUUCUCCCCCUGGUUUUCCCCCCUUCUGAGUCUUUGAGAAACUGGAGAGAGUCACUCGUGGAAGAAGCAGCCCUUUGGGAACCACCCGAGUGAUUUCCACCGCUCUCGGCUUCCUCUCUCGCAUAGCCAGAUAAUCAUAAAUGACACGGGGUGGAGCAAGUGGCUGGUAAAUAUUUUUCUGAUAAGAAUAUAUGAAGCUUUUCCUCCCACUCUCUUCCUCUUGCCCCCCCCUGUUCCUCCCACCCCUGAUUUUCAGGACCUAACAUAAAUAAACACGCUUUAGCUUUUUGUGAAAUAACGUCUAUUUUUCUUAAGAAGAGAAAAAAAAAGUUUUUAUUGCAGCGACUUUUCUUCUUUUGUGCGUGUGGUUUCCCUCCCCUUUUGCUUGUAACAUACGUGACAGUCUUUCCUCUCCUUCCCCACCCAUGUGAAUUUAGUCUGUUGUUGCUUGUACGUUUCACUGAUGUAUCCAAGCACUUCACAUAAAUAGAUUUUUACUCAAGUUGCUGUGAACAAGGUGUUGUUGGUUAUUUUCAGAAUUUGGGACAGAUUUUUUUUUUUAAAAAAAAAUGUACAGCCUGACUAGCAUUUCCUAGAAUUAUGUGAGAUUCUCUGGCUUUCUGGGAGGUGGGGUGAGGGGAUACAGUAGGAAAUUAGAAAAUACUUAACACACCUUGUCUUCAGUGCUGCUUUUCUCCAGCUUUGUUUUAAAGUUGUAAUUUAAUUCUAUCAAGUUAUUCCUGUACCUAAAGGUAUUUACCAGUGUGAAAGCAACAGGAACUACUGAUGCACACCUUCUUUCAAUUUUGAAUUAGGCUGCAAAAGGUACCUGACUUUAAAUGCAUGCACGGUGGUGACAAUUGUGAAGGGCGCAUGCGUGCAUUUCAGCUAUCAGGUUUUCUUUCGAUGCCCAGAGAGGCAGCGCUCAGGAAAGGAUUGAGCCCUUGCUUCCAUGUAUAUUUUAAGGACACCUGGUCCCUUAAAUGCCUGUGCAUCUUUUGCAGUAGAAAGUGCCAUGCAUGAGCGUUGCCACUUAAAUUCAGAUAAUUUUUUGUACUACAGUUUGCAAAUGUAAGGUGCGAAAGAAUUCAAUGGUACAUGUAGAAGAAGAUUUAGGAUGAAGAAGAAACUGGUUCAACUGAGAUCUUGGGGGUGUCCUCACGUCCUUUUCAUGGGUCUCAGGAAGGCCAGCCAGCCAGCCAUCUGGCCAGCCCGUCUGCUGUUCCGGAUUAGCCCAGGAUAGAUCAGUGGUAACCUCUCUUUCCAAGGGAUUGCCUUAACUGUGUCCCUGGGAGCUGGUGGGCUGUGACCACUGCUUCACUGGACCUACCAGCCUUCUAUGCAUGGCAGAUUUAAAGCUGCCCAUGGGGAAACUACAGCACCGCCUGACUGCUGCCAACCGCCUGCCCACAUCUCCACAACGCCAGGCAGUUCCCCAGCUUCCUCUCCAGCCAGGAAGCUGAAUGUUGCACGUUCUGCAGGGUCCACAGGCAAGGGAGUCUGACCCACACAUCUUCUUUCUGAAUUGCAUGUGGUGUUACACAUGUUUGGAGAUACUAUGUGUGCUUUGCAAGACUGCACUUGUCCCUUUAAAACAUCGGGAUGCACCAUUUCAAAUCUCGUCGACCAGUAUUCUGUACAUAAAACCCAGUUGCCAGAAAGUACACUAGCUGUGUAAAAACAGAGAAGUUUGCCAAAACCUAAUACUACCAAAAACAAUAUUAAACUGGAAUCUCCCUCUUAUUUUCACAUUGUUGUCAGUUUGUCGCCAGUGUGAUCGCAUUCAUGCUUCUUUUUAAGUCAGCACGGAAACCACACUUUUCUUAUUUUUGAACUGUAAUUGUUUUGUGAAUCCUUUACAUAAAUGCUGCCUUUUUUUUAGAAGACGAAUACAUUAUGUUCAUGAUAUGUACAUUAUACACAUCCCUUGUCGGAGAACAAGAAAACUUAGGUUGCUAUAAGAACUGUAAACAUUUCUGGAUAAACAUUUUACUGCAUUUCUUGAAGAGGUAAAUAAACCGUUGUAUAAACAUGAA